Strongylus vulgaris is the source of this 479-nucleotide messenger RNA. The record is from the annotation of a GenBank genome assembly. NCBI's taxonomy places the organism in Eukaryota, Metazoa, Nematoda, Chromadorea, Rhabditida, Strongylidae.
CUCGGGUUUAUUGUUACUCCAAUAUUCUCCAUAAUCUUCACAAAGCUAUUCUCGGAAAGCGCGCCAAUUAUAGUUUCUGCAAUUCUUUGUGUCAUUCCUGUAUUUGUGCUUGAACGACUUCUGGAUAGGCAGUCGUACGAAGAGGUAGAAGCAGGCUUGUUUCGUACAGGCAACUUAAUGCGUAAAACAAAAUUUCAGCAUCAGCCAGAGGUUGGUGAAGGGUCCGGUAAUCACAUGAGUGUAACGAAUAUCGUUCGGAUAUUGAAUAAACCGGGAGUGCUUAAUGUUAUGCUUAAGAAAAAUGCUCCUAUCGUCCCAAUGCUCCUUAUAUUUUCAAUCAUGCAGCUUUACCUUAUCGACCAAUUCAAUGCUGAUGCACAAACAGGACAGCUCAUUCAAAUGAUGACAGGUAAAUUGCCAUAUGCCCUUGGUUCUAAGGUCUCAACAAAACCAAUACCGUAUUUCGUGUUUGUAUAAUG